This is a messenger RNA of Lactuca sativa (garden lettuce), 516 nucleotides long. RefSeq lists its product as uncharacterized. Lineage: Eukaryota; Viridiplantae; Streptophyta; Magnoliopsida; Asterales; Asteraceae. The record is from RefSeq and is a predicted model, not a curated record.
AUGAGGUUUUACAGGGUUGCAAAAAUGUGUUGUUACAAUCAAGAAUAUGACUUUGGGAAGGUGGGGGGGUCGUCUGAUUCUAUUGAUGACUAUAUGAGAAUAUCAGAGCGAACUGCACGAGAAAUGUUGUAUAGUUUGGCGAGAGGUGUUAUUGAAACCUUCGCUGACAAAUACUUGCGCAAAACUUCAUUGAAUGACAUGCAACAACUAUAUGUGGCACAUGAAGAACGUCAUGGUUUUCUGGAUAUGCUUGGAAGCAUUGAUUGCACAAAGUGGAUUGGAGAUAUUGUCCUAUGGCGUGGAAAGGUCAAUACACAAGUGGUCAUCUUGGAUCGCCUUCGAAAGGCAUCGGAUGCUCCUUUCACAGUAAAUGACCAUGAGUAUAAGUUCGGGUAUUACCUCACGGAUGGAAUAUACCCACCAUAUUCCACGUUUGUGAAGGCGUUUCGACACCCGAUAGAACCAAGAGACAAAUUUUUCAAAAGAAGACAAGAAGGAGCACGUAAGGACGUGUGA